Messenger RNA from Thermothielavioides terrestris NRRL 8126, 2714 nucleotides. RefSeq lists its product as uncharacterized. Bases 495 to 2501 code for a protein of 668 amino acids. NCBI's taxonomy places the organism in Eukaryota, Fungi, Ascomycota, Sordariomycetes, Sordariales, Chaetomiaceae. The transcript is spliced from 4 exons. The record is from RefSeq and is a predicted model, not a curated record.
GUAUGCACAUACAGGAGUGGAGAGGACACUGCUGCAUGGGCACAUGGCUUGCCAGGACCCCUCGCUCUGUGCCUUCCAUGUCACAGGGUCUUCGCUCUCGCCCCUGGUGCACAGGGCAUGAGGGCAAUCCACUCUGCCCGACUUGCAUGUACUGGAUAACGGCCCUCCAAAGCUUGAAAGAUACAUAUAUCCUCACUUCCUCCUCCGACCUAUCAGCCGGCCUGGCCAUGCAGAAACUUUAAAGCGUCUCCUGGCUCUUAACCGCACCGCUGCUCCCCUCCCCGGGGCCAGUCUGACCCAUAUACCUCAUACGCGGGCCCGGCCCUGCGUCCACCCCAAUGGCUCACAUCGCCGAUUGCUUGCUGGACGCGGACCUGGACGAUCUCCCACUCAGCCUUAAUAACUAUAUAGCAAAGGCCGUCUCCCCACAGAAUUCCAAUGAGUCGCUAGGUAGAGCUUCCCCCCUGGGAGACAACAAGCCUUUUGCUUGGAGGAUGCAACACCCCGAAAGGAAGUAUCAGCUGUUCCCAAAGGAUAAGCCAGCGGCAGCCGCCCCGGGCAAGUCACUGGAUCCCGAGCAGGCUUUCGCCCUGGCUAUGGCUCAGAACGGCGACAAGGGCGAGAAGGGAGCUGCUGGGGCGGGCUUGAGGAUCCGGAUCAAGGAGCACAAUCUCAUCCGCAGGCGGAAGAUCAGCGUACCAGAGCUCGGUCCCAUGACGACAGUCCAGGAGGCUGCCAUGGACUCCCCUACAAUUCCGGGACGACCACCCAUUCAUGAAAGGUCCAUCAGCGCGCCAGGAAACUGGUCGAAGCCAUAUCAUGUUGCGGACAACACGGGUCUGGCCAAGACCCAGCUGGCAGAGGAGAGGCCUGAGUCCAGAUCAGCUUGCAGGAGUCACGAAGAGCUACAACGACCUCGGAACGAGACUCGGCAGCCAAUGUCCCCGAAGAACCUGGCGCCACUGGUCAUACCCACGUCCAGCGCAGCCGCCCCGCACUUGAUGCGACAGCCAUCCCUCAACCGCCUCCGCUCCGGUAGCACACCCGCCGACGUUCCGUCGCGCGCAGCCAGGGUUGAGGACUCCCCGCGCGUCAAGACGCCAUUCACCCCGAUGUCUGCCUCCUUGACAACGCCGAGAUCCGCCGCGACGACAGUCAUGACAGCCUCGACCUUGCCAACGCCCCUAUCAGCACCGCCCCUAUCAGCACCGGUCGAACACCGAGCAUCUCCGAGACCGUGGGAGAAGCCCCCCAGCUCGACUGCUGCCCCCACGCCCGAGGGGACCACACCAGAACCCGCCGUCACGCCAGCGGCGGAACCAAGCGACCAAGUACAUAGCAUCACAUCCGGCCAUAGGAGGCACCAGUCGGAAUCCGGGAGCAUCAUGGAGCGAGGGCGGCCGCGCAAGCGGUCGGAGACCGGUGCCGCUUCAACACUAAAGAGGACGGGCUCAAAGAGGAGCAAGAGCUCGGAGAGGCGGGCGUUCGAGCAACUGCCCAAGGGAUGGAAAGCGAGCGACGCGGUGAAUAUGCUCAGCCCGCCAGAAGUGGCGGCACUACAGAAGCAGGCCCUCCAGCAAGCGUCUCGGUUCGAGGUCCUCCGAAAAGAAGACGUGGAGAGCCUUUCUCGGGAGCUCCGUCAGCUCGACGAGCGUACCGAGUAUCUACGCCGCACCUACACGUCGCUCCGAGCUGGGAGACGGAACCUCCACACUCGCAUAUGCCAGUACCUCCGGUCUCCGCGCACGGCCAAGUUUAGCCACGAAUCGAUGCUCAAGCAGGAGGAAGCUCUUGCGGAGCUCGAUAGCUCGAUCGACGAGUGGGUCAGCAAGCUCGAAAAGGCCGAGAACCGCCGUACCCGGGUCCGCCAAAAGCUCCUCGAGCAUGUCGCCGCUGCCGUCACCUUGGCCGUCCCCAACGGAGGCGUCGUUGGGGUCAGCGAGAGCCUGCAGCUCGCUCUCGGCGUUCGUCCUCCACUCAACGCGACCAACCUUUCAACACCACCCCGGAGCCCGACCAAGUCAUCCUUCACCUCGACGACGCCGUCUUCCUCCCCUUCCCCGCACCGGGUGGGUGCCCAUGUGCCUUCCACGAUCCUCGAGCAGCCCCAGUCCGAGGAGGCCGCCGCCCUCGAGGCCAAGGAAGGGGAAAACGGGCCGUCCCUGCGCCGGGCGGAGACCAUUCGCGUGUACGCCGAUAACGACGUGUAUGCCCUGCUGGCUGACGUUGAAAACACGAUCACCAACAUGGGCACUGGCGAUGUCCCAUCCACGUCCAAGGAUGCUGCCGAGUCGCUGACGGACGCGGAGCGGCGAAAGCUGUGCCGCGCCCACAGCCACGAAGUCCUGAGCGGCUCUCCCGCGAGGAAGCCACUGCCCAUCUCCAAGCUGGAGGCGAAGCCGUCCUCGUCGUCGCUGUCUUCCGCCACGACUCCGCCGGCGGCUGAGCCUGCGGCGGAAGAGCUCUACCUGACCAGUGCUGUGUUCAAGCCGGAACGUUGAAACGGCUCAUUCAAUCACGAGAUAUCCCGUUGUAUUAUUUCACGGCCGUCUCUCCAAGAAGAGGCUUCUGCCACCUUCAUUUCAUCACGUCAUCACGAGGCGACGCUCACUCCGGUAUCUUCAUGAUGCUACGGCCGACCGCAUACUAUCAUUUCAAUUAUCAUUUUGACCUUGACCUUCAUUCGAAUACUUAUAUUUCCUUCAUGAUACCCU